Messenger RNA from Nycticebus coucang (slow loris), 909 nucleotides. It is a transcript of the gene HOXB7, whose product is annotated as homeobox B7. Gene Ontology annotation, biological process: regulation of transcription by RNA polymerase II. Gene Ontology annotation, molecular function: DNA-binding transcription factor activity, RNA polymerase II-specific; RNA polymerase II transcription regulatory region sequence-specific DNA binding. The transcript is spliced from 2 exons. The coding region runs from base 142 to 795 and encodes 217 amino acids. NCBI's taxonomy places the organism in Eukaryota, Metazoa, Chordata, Mammalia, Primates, Lorisidae. Gene Ontology annotation, cellular component: nucleus. The record is from RefSeq and is a predicted model, not a curated record.
CGUGAGCUGGCGUCACGUGUUCUGGAGAGGAAAAAGGGGGUCCUUUUUGGUGUAAAUCUGUACUCUAAUUCUGUAAUAUAUCAAGGAAUCUCGUAAAACCGACACUAAAACGUCCCUGCCUACAAAUCAUCCGGCCAAAUUAUGAGUUCAUUGUAUUAUGCGAAUGCUUUAUUUUCUAAAUAUCCAGCCGCAAGUUCGGUUUUCGCUACUGGAGCCUUCCCCGAACAAACUUCUUGUGCGUUUGCUGCCAACCCCCAGCGCCCGGGCUAUGGAACAGGUUCGAGCGCUUCCUUCGCCGCCUCGAUGCAGAGCUUGUAUCCUGGCGGGGGGGGCAUGGCGGGCCAGAGUGCCGCCGGCGUCUACGCGGCCGGCUAUGGGCUCGAGCCGAGUUCCUUCAACAUGCACUGCGCGCCCUUUGAACAGAACCUCUCCGGGGUGUGUCCGGGCGACUCCGCCAAGGCGGCAGGCGCCAAGGAGCAGAGGGACUCAGACUUGGCCGCCGAGAGUAACUUCCGGAUCUACCCCUGGAUGCGAAGCUCAGGAACUGACCGCAAGCGAGGUCGCCAGACCUAUACCCGCUACCAGACCCUGGAGCUGGAGAAAGAAUUUCACUACAACCGCUACCUGACCCGGCGGCGGCGCAUCGAGAUCGCGCACGCGCUCUGCCUCACAGAAAGACAGAUCAAGAUUUGGUUUCAGAAUCGGCGCAUGAAGUGGAAAAAGGAAAAUAAGACCACGGGCCCUGGAACCACCAGCCAGGACAAGGCAGAAGCAGAUGAGGAAGAGGAAGAGUGAGAGAAAGAGAAAGGGCAAAGGAAAAGAGAGAGAGAGAGAGGAGAAAGAAUAUGAAUAUGAAUCCUAGCUCUGGGAACUGAACCAGGAAACUCAAGUCAUAGGGAAGAAAAACAC